Molecule: messenger RNA, 2940 nt
Organism: Patella vulgata (common limpet)
Lineage: Eukaryota; Metazoa; Mollusca; Gastropoda; Patellidae
Product: sulfoquinovosidase
Exons: 10
Coding region: 186-2414 (742 amino acids)
Biological process (GO): carbohydrate metabolic process
Molecular function (GO): hydrolase activity, hydrolyzing O-glycosyl compounds; carbohydrate binding
Source: RefSeq, a predicted model, not a curated record
GGAUGUGAUAUAAACAAUAUUUUUUUGAGACGAACAACACUUUCAUCGUUUUUAAUACCUUAAAUCACUGUCCAAAGUAUUAGGGAAGUCCCCUGAUUAAAAGAAGGGCUGUCAUGUUGCUGUGCUUGGGGAUAGAUUUGAUAGAACGGAAAGAAUAGAGACACACCCUCAAAAGCAAAAUAAUCAUGAGGAUAUUGGUAUAUAUAAUUCUAUCGGUGUUGACAGCACAAGAAGUCAAGUCCAAAGACUAUACAUUCCAGAUGGGCACAGAUGGCGCGUUUACUGUAUGGAUUAACAAUGUCAAGGUGAUUGAUCAUACCAAAGAGAAGCCCUUUCUAUAUGCUGGUCGAGGAACAACAGAUUUUGAGGAAGACCGGGGAAAUUUUGACAUUCGGGAUUAUGUAUUACAACGUCUGGAUCUUAAACUAAUAUCAAGGACUGAACCUACAGAUGGUGAUGAUUUAACAAUGGCAUUCGAUAAUACGUCGUCACCUCUAGUAGUAAAACUGCGUUCUGAAGAAGAUCAUUCGUUAACGAUUGAUAUAUCUGAUAUCGAGAAUGCUGGUUAUGAUAGAGUUUGGAUUCGUAUAGCCGCUGAUAAAGAUGAGGAGGUGUAUGGUGGUGGUGAACAGUUUUCUUACCUUAAUCUCAGAGGUCGUCCAUAUCCUAUCUGGACUAGAGAACAAGGUGUUGGCAGGAAUCAGAGUACUCUCGUAACUUUCAUGGCCAAUCAGAUGCAGCACAGUGGUGGCGAUUAUCAUACCACUUAUUUCCCACAACCGACCUUUUACAGCCGUAAAAAAUAUUAUUUUCAUCAUGGUUCUUCCAACUACGCUGUGUUAGAUUUUAGUAGAGAUGAUGCCCAUGAAGUUUUCAUUCUGGGUCAGCCUGGUAGGAUAUAUAUAAAUAGGGGUAACAGUUUUACGGAUCUGGUACAGAAAUUAACGACCUUAUUGGGAAGAAUGCCAGAAUUACCUAACUGGAUUUAUGACGGAGCAAUCAUUGGCGUGCAAGGUGGCUCUCAAAAGAUGGCAGAAUAUAUAGACUAUUGUGAUCAGUACAAAAUCAACUUGGCCGGGGUCUGGAUUCAGGAUUGGGCAGGCACGAAAAAAACCUCGUUUGGUAAACGUUUAUUCUGGAAUUGGAGAUGGAAUGAUACUUUAUAUCCUGGGUUAAAUGAGACCAUCCUUACUUUGAAAGAAAGGGGAAUCAAGGUUUUAGCUUACAUUAAUCCUUACCUCAAUCAGGAUGGAGAUAUCUUUAAGAUAGCCGAUGCAAGGGGAUAUUUUAUGAAGAAUAAGACGGGGCAGACAUUUAUUAAAGAUUUUGGAGAGUUCCAUUGUGGAACUAUAGAUCUUACCAAUCCUGAAGCUUAUGAUUGGUAUAAAAAUGAAGUAGUCAAGAAGAACAUGAUAGAUUUAGGACUGGGUGGAUGGAUGGCUGACUUCGGAGAAUAUCUUCCUAUAGAUGGGUACUUUUACAAUAAUAAAUCAGCACAGAUGGUUCAUAACGAAUGGCCAGUAUUGUGGGCGAAGCUUAACCGAGAAGCUGUUGAAGAAACUGAUAAUCUGGGUAAAAUAGUGUACUGGAUGCGAGCUGGUUUCACAGGUACAGGAAACUACAGUACUUUAAUGUGGGCUGGCGAUCAGGAUGUAGACUUUACCUAUGCUGAUGGACUCGCCUCUACUAUACCUUCAGCUUUAAACAUGGGUCUUAGUGGUGUUGGCAUUACCCAUUUUGAUAUAGGGGGAUACACGACCUUUGCUCCCAAAUUAGUUAGAAGUGCAGAACUAUUAUUACGAUCAGCAGAGGCAGCAGCAUUUGGACCAGUGUUCAGAUCUCAUGAAGGUAACCAACCUACAGCUAAUGUCCAGUUCUAUUCUUCACACGAAGUAUCCAUGAAGUACGCUCGUCUAUGUAACAUGUUUAUCAUGUUGAAGAAUUAUUCUGUACACGUCAUCAAGACCACGGCUGAUACUGGCAUACCAGCACAAAGACCGCUAUUCAUGCAAUUUCAAGAUGACCCUGGUUCGUAUGACGCCACAUACCAGUUCAUGUAUGGCGAUGACCUGUUAGUAGCGCCAGUAUUUAAGUCGGGUGUUACCGCUUGGAAUGUCUACUUGCCCAACGACACAGUCGCUAAUGCCAAAUGGGUAAACAUCUGGAACCCAGAAGAAAUGUAUGAGGGUCCAAUGAAUGUACAGGUUGCUGCACCUUUGGGUAAAACACCAGUAUUUUACCGAUCUACGUCUAUGUACGCGGACAUUUUUAAACAGAUUGGAAGCACACCAUUGAUUGUUGUUCCAACUGAUACUCCACAUCCAAAUCCAACUGGCUCCAUGAAUUUCAUAACGGCUUCCAUAAUAACCUGCUUGCUAGCGUCUUUAAUAUGUAUCAUAUUUUCUUGGGUUUAAAGUACCACGUAAUUUGUUGCAUUUUAGUUCGUUUUUUCUGCAACUUACGGCCAGUCCUAAUUUUUGAAGGAUCAGUUGUUAAUAUACAAAAUAAGCAAGACCCGAUUUGUGGUUCGGAACUUAGACGUAUGAGAUUCUCUUUAUCUGUACAUUCUGCACAUACAUGUACAUACAUGGAUAUUCGUUGUGUUUAGGUUUUUCUCCUACAAAUUAUUUUCCUAAGUUUUUCUUUUCGAAAAUAGUGACUAUAGAAUAAGAAUUCUCAGUCUCAGUAUUAGAGACUGAUAUUAAAUUAAAGGAAUUACUAUUUCUUUUAUGUUACUUAUUUCAUGUUUGAACUUCAUACACUGUUAACUAGUUUAUUUGUGCUCAGAUUUGUUCUGCUUUGUCUAUUAAGGCGGGUGUUUUUUGGUUAUUAGGAAGUGUAAUCUAGAUUACUUUCAAAUUACUUGUAAAUAUGUUGACGUAUUUUAUAUAUCGUAAUAUUCUUGUAAAUAUUUUAUAAAUAAAAGGCUGUGCCGUGUUA